Molecule: messenger RNA, 1521 nt
Organism: Monoraphidium neglectum
Lineage: Eukaryota; Viridiplantae; Chlorophyta; Chlorophyceae; Sphaeropleales; Selenastraceae
Product: Mannan endo-1,4-beta-mannosidase 7
Exons: 13
Coding region: 1-1521 (506 amino acids)
Molecular function (GO): hydrolase activity, hydrolyzing O-glycosyl compounds
Source: RefSeq, a predicted model, not a curated record
AUGGCAUUGUCACUUUCAUCAUUUAUUAUCAUCGUGAUGAUCGGGAGAGCAGCCGCCUACGAGUACUGCGUGGGCGCCAACGCCUACUGGAUGCCAAGCGCCGCCACGGCCGGUGACACAGGCUCCGUCGACGUGGUCUUAGACAGUCUGCAGCGCAUUGGGGCCAGGCUGGUGCGCACGUGGGCCUUCAACCACAACAUGCCUGCUGCUCCAGGAUCCUAUUCUGAAAGCGAGCUAAGGGGUCUCGACUAUGUUGUGCAGGGCGCCGAGCGCCGCGGCAUGCGCGUGAUCCUGGCCCUUGGAAACUUCUGGGCGGCGUACAAGGGCCCGGAGGAUUGGAUGGCCUGGGCGCGCGGCGGCCCUGGCGGCGCCAACAGCAGCUGGACGGGCGACGUCGUGGACUUCUACAGGGACCCCUCUGUGCGCCAGCUGUACAAGGACCAUGUAGCCUUCAUGCUGGGCCGCACCAACACCCUCAGCGGCCGCACCUACUCAUCGGACCCAACGGUCUAUGGCUUUGACGUCAUCAAUGAGCCCAGGUGUCCUGGCUGUGCACCCGGUGACCUGGCAGCUCACCUGGACUGGCUGAGCGACGUGACGUCAUUCACGCGGGGGCUGGUCAAGUCGGGGGCGCUGGUGCUGGCCGGCACUGAGGGUUUCUUCUCGCCAGAGGCGUCGGGCCACCUUCUGUCCGAGAACCCUGGUGCUGGGGCCGGCUGUGAGGGGGAGGAUGUCAUGCAAAUUUCACAGUUGGGGGCAGUCGGCGCCAUGACCACGCACAUGUACUGGAGGCAGAUGGAGCAGAUGGCUGUCUUGGGUUGGCGCAAGCCAACCUUUGACGAGUUCCUCCCCUAUCUUGACAGAAAGCUUCAGCUGUACAACGACUUGGCAGCUGGCAUGGGCAAGCCUUUGAUUGUGGAGGAGUACGGCACAACACAGCGCUUCUUCGACGAGGAGCAGCGCAAGGUGACCUUCGCCAUCGUCCUCAGCCGCCUGGUGCAGUCUAAGAGGGAGGGCAAGGGCUUCGUAGCCGCCCUCUUCUGGAACGCGGCGCAGCCGGGCACGGCCAGCACUGACGGUUACGACGUGCAGGUCACCAAGUCACCCUCUGGUGUCACCAUCGGCCUCGGCAACGCGCCUCCGCCACCCUCCAGCGCGGGCCCCGCCGGUGCAGUCAGCCCGCAGCCCCCGCUGUCACCCUCAGCACAGUACCGCCGGCUGCUGCUGCGCGCUGCGGACGACGGGGCGCUCUCGCUGCAGGACCUGCCAGGUUCGGCCGGCAGUAGCAGCCCCGAGGGCGUCGCCAGGCGGCUGUCGCAAGGGGUGGUGACAUCUAGUGAAGAUGAGCUGGACGCGUUCAGGCGCGGCCCUGCACGCGCCGCAUGCGCCAACGCGGCCGCCUCUGACUGGUCCUUCAUCGAGCCGCCCCAAACGGUGGACGUCGCCGCCUGGCGGGCGCGCGUGGCGCCCGUGGAUGUUGUGGAUAUCAUCGCGGAGGCGGCCGCCCUGCUGGCUAUGUAG